Myzus persicae (green peach aphid) is the source of this 1491-nucleotide messenger RNA. RefSeq lists its product as uncharacterized. The record is from RefSeq and is a predicted model, not a curated record. Gene Ontology annotation, molecular function: zinc ion binding; ubiquitin protein ligase activity. Gene Ontology annotation, cellular component: cytoplasm. NCBI's taxonomy places the organism in Eukaryota, Metazoa, Arthropoda, Insecta, Hemiptera, Aphididae. Bases 6 to 1136 code for a protein of 376 amino acids. The transcript has 2 exons.
GCGAAAUGGAUGGUUGUCGCCAGUCCCCAAACCCGAUGCCAUUCUGGUCGACCGGGUAUUUCGGCCACGGUAUCUCCGCCCUGCCCAAAGUAGCCGCCGUGCUGCCGUCGGACGAACUAGGCCGUCUCCGGUUCGCGACAUCGUUGUUGGAAGAAAUCCAACAGCUGUCAGAGGGCGUGCGCCGUGCGCUCGAAUGUCCGGUGUGCAAAGAAGUGUCCGGCGCCAUGUCCACGUGCUGCGAUAACGGGCACGGCUUGUGCGACGAGUGCUCGUGCACCAUGAACAGGCUGCACCCGGAGACGCCACCCAAGUGCCCGUUGUGCCGGUCACCGCCAGCGCGCCUGGAAGAGCACGCCUGCCCACAACUGCCUCCGCCGGCACUGCAGUCGGCGAACGCGUCGUCCUCAGAGCAGCAGCAGCAGCACAAUUCGCGGCCACCGGUGGCCGUCCACACGCUGCCGCCGCCGGCUUCCACCCGCAAGCUGCACGAGUUCAUGUCCAUAGUGAAGGUGACGUGCGCUUACCGUCCGGUCGGCUGUCCGUACCUGGUAUACGUGUUGUCGGCCGCCGUUCACGAGUCCAUGUGUCCUCACGCACCGCAUGUUCGGUGCAUGGUGCCCUGUUGCCGAUGGGCGGGUGCGUACGGCGAAGCGUUCCACCACGUUGCCACCGACCACCAGUUUUCCGCCUACGACGUAAUGGAAAACCAGUUCCUAAUGCCGGAUCUGACGUUCGGACUGCAGGGCACCAUGCGCCGGGCGUACCUGACGAGGAACGUCCAGGAUGGCAACCUUCUUUACUGGGUUUGUGUGGCCCGACCGACGAUGUCCGGCAUCCAAGUGGCCGUGCUCAAAGUGUACGACCCAGAUACGCCCACACAGCACACUGGUGGACCACCGGACAUGGUUUUCCGGGUGCGGACUAUGAGCCGGCAGGGCUGGCAACGUCAGAGGGGCCGCUCGCGGUCCGUUUGCUGGGACCGAAUGGUGCUGGACCGCAUGACGCGCGUGCUGGCCAGCGGCGAGAACCGAGAAAAGUGCAUGACCACGUUGCACACGCCGCCGUGGUGCACUGCGACAGUGCGCAACGACCUGCAGUACGAAGCCAUAAUCACGUGGAACGAGGUCGUUCGGUAAACCCCCCUCCUUGGGGGCUGCACCGAGACAGACGGACACGAUGGCGUCAUCAUAAUUAUUAUUAUUCAUACUUAAUAGUUAAUAUUACCGUUGUCGAAUAACGUUUCGUCGAAUUUUUAACUGCACGACGAUGGAGGCGACUGCGCACUGCGCAUGACCGACAGAUGUAAUGUAACUUAUCUCAUUGACCAGCCAUCAAAAUCAUCGUCGCCGCUACAUCAAAUAUUAUUACCCCCUUGUGCUGCGCACCUCAUCUGGUUCGACACGUGUUCAAGUGUCCGGUGGAAACGGUAUAUAUAAGCCGGUUCAAGCUUCUGAGUGAUAGUUUAUUUGUCAUAAGUGCAUAGGUGCUCGA